Messenger RNA from Heterocephalus glaber (naked mole-rat), 4884 nucleotides. It is a transcript of the gene Galnt3, whose product is annotated as polypeptide N-acetylgalactosaminyltransferase 3. Gene Ontology annotation, cellular component: Golgi apparatus. NCBI's taxonomy places the organism in Eukaryota, Metazoa, Chordata, Mammalia, Rodentia, Bathyergidae. The record is from RefSeq and is a predicted model, not a curated record. Gene Ontology annotation, biological process: protein O-linked glycosylation. Gene Ontology annotation, molecular function: polypeptide N-acetylgalactosaminyltransferase activity.
UUUGGCUAACUGGGCUUGGGUAUCUAGACUUGGUUCCCCAAGCACACGGACUGUGUUCUGGCGACAAGGUGACCACUGCCCCUGGGCAGGGCAGGACUCCUCGAGCGUGGAGCGGCCGGUAGAGGGGCUCGCGGGGAGCUGCGGCUUCGCGGAGCGGAGGGAUCGACCCCGCCCAGUGCGCGGCGCUCACCUGGAGCCUCAGGUAUAACUGUUUAAAGGAACUUUCUUACCAACAAGUCUAUGAUAAAAAAAUACAAGUAACAGAGGAAAUCUUAACUGUUAUUUGUCAAGAAACAAGGAUUGAUGUCAGAAUGGCUCACCUAAAGCGACUAGUAAAGUUACAUAUCAAAAGACAUUGCCACAGAAUGUUCUGGAAGCUUGGUGCAGUAAUUUUUUUCUUUAUAAUAAUUUUGAUUUUAAUGCAAAGAGAAGUAAGUGAUCAAUAUUCCAAAGAGGAAUCAAGGAUGGAAAGAAACCUGAAAAACAAAAACAAGGUGUUUGAUUUAAUGCUAGAAGCUGUAAAUAAUAUUAAAGAUGCAAUGCCAAAAAUGCAAAUAGGAGCACCUGUCAGGCAAAACAUUGAUGCUCGCGAGAGACCCUGUCUUCAGGGAUAUUAUACAGUGGCAGAGCUGAAACCUGUUCUUGACCGCCCACCUCAGGAUUCUAAUGCACCUGGUGCUUCUGGCAAAGCCUUCAAGACAACCAAUUUAAGUAUUGAAGAGCAAAAGGAAAAAGAACACGGGGAGGCAAAACACUGUUUUAAUGCUUUUGCAAGUGACAGGAUUUCAUUACACCGAGACCUUGGACCCGACACCCGACCUCCUGAGAAGAAAGACAGGUUUUGUGGAAAAUGUCACAGAUGGAGGAGUUGUUUUCAUUUCUCUUUGUAUUGCUAUAGAAUGGAAAUGUUAAAAAAUGUGCCAAGAUUUUGGAGAUGUAUUGAACAAAAAUUUAAGCGGUGUCCUCCUUUGCCUACCACCAGUGUCAUAAUAGUUUUUCAUAAUGAAGCGUGGUCCACGCUGCUUAGAACUGUCCACAGUGUGCUCUAUUCUUCACCCGCAAUACUGCUGAAGGAAAUCAUUUUGGUGGAUGAUGCUAGUGUAGAUGAUUACUUACAUGAAAAACUAGAGGAAUAUAUCAAACAAUUUUCUAUAGUAAAAAUAGUCAGACAAAAAGAAAGGAAAGGUCUGAUCACUGCCCGGUUGCUAGGAGCAGCAGUAGCAACAGCCGAAACACUCACAUUUUUAGAUGCUCACUGUGAGUGUUUCUAUGGUUGGUUGGAGCCUUUGCUGGGCAGAAUAGCUGAGAACUACACUGCCGUCGUGAGUCCAGACAUUGUCUCCAUAGAUCUGAAUACAUUUGAAUUCAACAAACCUUCUCCUUAUGGUAGUAACCAUAACCGUGGAAAUUUUGACUGGAGCCUUUCAUUUGGCUGGGAAUCGCUUCCUGAUCAUGAGAAGCAAAGAAGGAAAGAUGAAACCUAUCCAAUUAAAACACCUACUUUUGCAGGAGGCCUUUUUUCCAUAUCAAAAGAAUAUUUUGAGUAUAUUGGAAGUUAUGAUGAAGAAAUGGAAAUCUGGGGAGGUGAAAAUAUAGAAAUGUCUUUCAGAGUAUGGCAAUGUGGUGGGCAGUUGGAGAUUAUGCCUUGCUCUGUUGUUGGACAUGUUUUUCGCAGCAAAAGUCCUCAUUCCUUUCCAAAAGGCACUCAAGUGAUUGCUCGCAACCAAGUUCGCCUUGCAGAGGUCUGGAUGGAUGAAUACAAGGAAAUAUUUUAUAGGAGAAAUACAGAGGCAGCCAAAAUUGUUAAGCAAAAAUCAUUUGGUGAUCUUUCAAAAAGAUUUGCAAUAAAAAACCGCCUGCAGUGUAAAAAUUUUACAUGGUAUUUGAACACUGUUUAUCCAGAAGUGUAUGUGCCAGACCUUAAUCCUGUUAUAUCUGGAUAUAUUAAAAGUGUUGGUCAGCCUCUAUGUCUGGAUGUUGGAGAAAAUAAUCAAGGAGGAAAACCAUUGAUUUUGUACACAUGUCAUGGACUUGGGGGAAACCAGUACUUUGAAUAUUCUGCUCAACAUGAAAUCCGACACAACAUCCAGAAGGAAUUAUGUCUUCAUGCUGCUCCAGAUCUGCUUCAGCUGAAAGCAUGUGCCUACAAAGGUCACAAGACUGUUGUCACUGGAGAACAGAUAUGGAAACUCCAGAAGGAUCAACUGCUAUAUAAUCCAUUCUUAAAAUUGUGCCUUUCAGCAAAUGGAGAACAUCCACGCUUAGUGUCAUGCAAUCCAUCAGAUCCACUCCAAAAAUGGAUUUUUAACCAAAAUGAUUAAGUGUUCCUUAAAGUUGAAGAGAUAUUCUUUCUCAAAAAACUGUGACUAGGCAUACACUGUAGUUUUUGGAAAUUAUGCAAAAGCAGCUAAUUGUAACUUAUUCCAAGUGCAUUUUUCUUAUUUAUAUCUUCAAAUGUCUAUGUAGCACAGCUACAGAAAUCCUGUAUCUGUUUUAAAGCACAAUAACUAGUAAUACCAAAGGCCAUUUUGAAAUGUCUAGGUGUAAAAGAGAUGUUUACAGAAUGAUGACAGUAAUUUUCCUAGUAAAGUGAUAUUUGCGUGUUUUGUACACUUGAGGAUAUGCAUAGUUACAUUCAUAUACUCACUAUGUAACUUCCCUUAGCUGUUUUGGGGAAGGAGAAAGAACUGAUACUGUAUUUUUUUAACAUAUAGCAAUGGAUCAAUGAAGGUCAAACAGUGGCCUUUGUGCAAAAACCAGGAAAUUUUUAUAGUUCUAGAAUUUGUUAUUUAUAACUGCAGGUAAAAUUAUUUUGGUUUUUGUUUUCUUGUCUGUCAAAUGUUUCCUUAAAUGGGAAGUUGAAUAAGAAGAGGAUAUUUUUUUAACACUUAAAUUCCUUGGCAAAUUUUUUAAUAUUUUUAAAUCUGAAGCCCACUCUACUUGAUGCACUAAAUAGCUUUUCUUAAGUAAAUAUAUUCUGUGCUUUUCCAAAGCAAUUAAAAAACUUUAUAAAUUAUUUUCUGUUGAUAAGGUAUCCUUUCCUUCCUACUAGUCUUUUCUUCUUACCAAAAUUUACUAAUCUUGAAUGUUUGUGACAUUGACUUUCAAAUGCAGAAUACUUGACUCACUUAACUAGUAAAAUUUGUUAUUGACUCAUUAUAAAUUGUCUUUGUAAUGAAUCUUUUCAUGAAAAACUUAUUUUUAUCUAUGUGAAAAAAUACAGUAAAAAUCCUAAUUACUAUUACAAUUACUUGUUUAAGUUUUCUUCCUCUUUUCGAUGAAAUCUGCACUUGAUAAUAGAUGGGGGAAAUAUGAAUUCUCUAUAUGGAAUUUCUAAGACCUAUUGUUGACAAAGCCAUGAGAUUUUCUUAAGAAAAACUCAAACAUUUGAUAGAAAUGGCAUAAAAAUUAGGGAAUGGAAAAGGUUCUAUGUUAGAUAUAUAGAAAAUUUUGUACAAAUUACUAAAAAUUUUCCCUGAGCAUCUGAUAAAGUGAUUUUUUAAAAAUGUGUUUACUAGGGAGAUUUGACACUUUAUUUUUGGUAAUUUUAUAAAUAGAUCCAUUAUAUCCUUAUUCCAGAAGUAAAAUAUGAUGGACUUUAUAUUUUAAAUCUGCCAGAGUCUCAAAAAUAAAAAGAAAAUACUUCUUGACUAUUGCCCCCUCUUUUAUUGUUUAUAACUUUAAACUUUUAUUCAAACUCCUGUUUUCUCUGAUUGAUUACUAAGCCAAAUUUAUUUAAAUUCAACUAAUAUUUAUUUUGUGUCUAAUUUUGUGUCAGAAUUUUUGGUGAACACAGUUAACACAUAUUGUCUUUGAGCUGUGUCUCCUGGAGCAGAAAAAAAGAAAUGAUUUUGACAUAGUGCCAGUAUGAUAUUAUAUUUUAUGAUGCAAAUAACAGUUCACUUAUUGGUAUUUGAUAUUUCAUUAAUAAAUAAAAUCACACUGUUGUUAUAAACUAGUAAUAAUACAUGUACUUAAAUAUACAGUAGUGCCCACUUGCAUGUGUAAUUUAAAUUUCUCAAUUUGUUACAGUAGAAAUGAACAUUCAUGAACAAAUGCUGCUCUGAAAGCUUGUUAUAACUCCAAAAACAAUGUGAAACAAUUUUUCAAAAAUAUUUUAUAAACAAACUUAAGUAAAGCCUGUUUUAGAAAAAUGAAAUCAACCUGAGGGUCCUCCUCAUAUCAUUAUUAUGUUGUAUCAUGAUCCAGCUCAAAUCUGUUUAGAUUAAGUUGAUUUUAUUAUAGCUGAGUUAAAUGCAUGCACAGGGAAAGUCCUUACCUGAUACAGGCCUCUCAGACUGUUGCUCCAACUAUUAGACCAGUGAUUUCAUUAAACAUUGGCCAUUUAGUAUGGGUAGUGCCUUUUAAAAGUCUGAAUUUGGGGACAUUGUUAACAGGGAGUUAUUUAUAGACCCUGGCUGCCACCCACUGAAUGAUUUGAAUGCACUCAAGUGUGAAAUUGAAGAUCUCUUGCUCAAUUUAAAGCUGCCAAGGGAAAUGGUAUAGGUGCUACACAGGACCUAGCAUGUUGCCUUCCUUCUAGAGGGUCAAGUCUUCCGAACUCUAGGUUGGUAAACCGCACCUGCUAGGGUCAACCAGAUGGGCAGGCUCCCUGAGAAUGAAGGCUUGACCACACAGAUAGCCACAGCAGAAAAUAAGCUAUAUGCUAAAAUUACCUAUUGCUAUAACCAAUGAUUGUGAAUUUUAAAUUCAUAAUUUUUUAUAAGAGAAUGGUCUUAAUCAACAAUUUACUGCAUAAACGUUCAAAAAUUAUGUACAAAAAAUAGAGAACUGAUUUCUGAGAAAAACAGUUGGAUUCUUAGACUAGAAAAAAAUCAAAUCAUGAAAAGAAAUGUUAAAUCACAGGUGGACAAGAACUGUAAA